Molecule: messenger RNA, 1983 nt
Organism: Spinacia oleracea (spinach)
Lineage: Eukaryota; Viridiplantae; Streptophyta; Magnoliopsida; Caryophyllales; Amaranthaceae
Exons: 8
Coding region: 286-1539 (417 amino acids)
Source: RefSeq, a predicted model, not a curated record
UUCUUUGUUUAAUGUAAAUGUUUUCCAAGGCUGGCAAACUCAUCAUCCCUUUCCCCUACGCCAACUCUUUUCUUCGCGUUCUCUCUAUCCUCCAUUGUUCUGCAGAAGCCGCCAUUUUUGCUGUUGCUUCGUGUUACUCCCUCUCUUCUUCGAGAUCUACUCUUUCUCUCUCCUUCUUUUCAGAUUUGGGAACUGGCACAGCAAUGCGAAGUGCGGAAGUAUUGCGUAGAAUAAAUUGAGGAUUCUAUUUUCAGUUGGUGAAUUGUUGCUGGAUAAGAGAGAAAAAUGGUUCUUAUAUACUAUCUGAUCGUUGCAUUGCCUUGCACAAUUGGAGCGAUUGCUCUCGCGAUUUUUCACAUAUACCGGCAUCUUACAAAUUACACUGAGCCGACUUUUCAAAGAUAUAUUGUUCGUAUCAUCUUCAUGGUCCCGGUUUACGCGUUAAUGUCUUUCUUGGCCUUGGUCAUGCGUGAUAAAGCCAUAUAUUUCAAUUCUCUGAGAGAAAUAUAUGAAGCAUGGGUUAUAUAUAAUUUCUUAUCUCUCUGCUUGGCAUGGGUGGGAGGACCUGGGGCUGUUGUGCUUAGUUUGAGUGGACGAGUUUUGAAGCCUUCAAUGUGUCUGAUGACAUGUUGCUUUCCUCCUAUUCCGUUGGAUGGGCGUUUCAUACGGAGGUGUAAGCAAGGGUGUUUGCAAUUUGUUAUUUUGAAACCCAUUUUGGUGGCUGUCACAUUUAUACUCUAUGCAAAGGGAAAAUACGAAGAUGGAGACUUCAGUGCAAAUCAAUCUUACCUCUAUUUCACCAUUAUAUAUACCAUCUCAUAUUCUGUUGCUCUAUAUGCGUUGGUCUUGUUUUAUGUGGCAUGCCGAGAUCUUCUCCAGCCGUUCAAUCCUGUUCCCAAAUUUGUUUUGAUAAAGUCUGUUGUUUUCUUAACAUAUUGGCAGGGAGUCUUGGUUUUUCUUGCUGCCAAGUCUGGAUUCAUUAAAAAUGCAGAGGAUGCUGCUGACGUCCAAAAUUUUAUUAUUUGUGUUGAGAUGCUCAUGGCUGCCAUAGGUCACUUUUAUGCUUUCCCUUACAAGGAGUAUGCUGGUGCAAAUAUCGGUGUCUCUCCUGGUCUCACAGGAAGCCUUGCUCAUGCCGUGAAAUUGAAUGACUUCUAUCACGAUACAGUUCAUCAGUUUGCACCAACUUAUCAUGAGUAUGUUCUUUACAACCACGGUGAGGGUGAAGAAGGGACAAGGAAGUACAGGUCACGUACAUUUGUGCCUACUGGUCAGGAGAUGGAUGCUGUUAGGAGAAAUAAACACCUGUAUGGGAACAAGCUGGAUGAUAUUCAACUUUCUAGCCAGUCAUCCUCUGGUGUGAGCAGUCCAGAGAAUCCGGUGAUUGGCCACAAUUCAAAUUCAGAGAAGAUGAACUCUUCCCUUCUUGUUGAUACUACAAAUUCUGUAUCGGUCCCAUAUGAUAUGACUCUUAUUGAUCUAGACCUUUCAAGUUACCCUUCAAAUGUUCCUGCAGUUAGUGAGACGACAAAAAGGUGACAUGUCUGAAGCUCUGCCUGCAGGUAAGGCACCAGCUAGAACUUUGUCAUGUUGCAAACACCUUUGGUUUGAGAUGAAAAACCCAUAAAUGACAGAAAUAGUGUGAAUAUAUUACUUGAAAACCUUCACGGUCUUUGUUACAAAGGUAGGUUUGCUGCAUGUACCAUGGUUUUGUGGUGUUUGAGCUUUGUUCAUCCAUGCUAUUCUUCGAUGAGGCUCAUGUGGUGUUUUUCAGACCAGUCGUUAGAUCUAGUUCUCUAGUGCGGCAUUAGGUCUGCUUGGUUUGCCGCCAUUUGUCAGUCGCUCUGGUUGUUUAAGAGGCCAAGCUACUUCCUGAAUGAAUGGACGUAUUGUGAAAUGUAAAUGAUAGGUAUAGAUUUAAUGAUUUAUAUUUUCAGGAGAGUAUUUGUUUUCAGCAUAAGUGCUCUGUUUUAUUUUUGUUAA